Oncorhynchus mykiss (rainbow trout) is the source of this 2764-nucleotide messenger RNA. RefSeq names its product kelch repeat and BTB domain-containing protein 13-like. The record is from RefSeq and is a predicted model, not a curated record. Gene Ontology annotation, molecular function: protein binding. NCBI's taxonomy places the organism in Eukaryota, Metazoa, Chordata, Actinopteri, Salmoniformes, Salmonidae.
UAGCCUCUGCUAUUCUCGUAGCUGUGAAGAGCAAUACAAACAGUGGUUACCCUGUCAAGUGCAUCUGCUCUGCACAGAGGAGAGGAAAGAGGGGGAUUCGGUCUAGCUGCUACUGUACCUCAAGGAAAUAUCAUCAUGGAUAAAAUGUCAUGCUAGGACAUGAGAUAUUUUGAUCGGACUCAGCACUUCGUCACUCCUGACAAAUGCAAAUGUGCUGUUUGAACACUUCAGUUGAGGCGAUGGAGCCAAGCAGCUGCCCUGGCUCAGGGACCGACAGUGACAAGCCUGCCCUCGGCAAGUCUUUGGACUCAGGGAUGGACAGCCUGAAAGUGAGAGUUGACGGGAGCGUUUUUGUGGUGAACAAAGCCCUACUCGAGCAGCACUGUGAGUACUUCCGAGCCCUCUUCCAGUCGGGAAUGCGGGAAUGCCAACAGGAUGAGGUCCAUCUGCAAGGGCUGAGCGCCCGGGGAUUUGUGUUGGCGCUCCGGGUCCUGGACGGGGAUCGCCCCAUCCUGGGUGGUGACGAGAUUGUGGAAGCCAUAGAGUGUGCCACCUUUCUACAGGUGGAGUCUGUGACAAAGCACCUGACCAAUAUCAUCAACUCAGAGAACUGCUUGUUGAUGUACCACACGGCUGCGACCUACGGUUUAUGGGAUCUGUCCCAUCAAGCUGCUUUAUUCAUUAAAGACAUGUACUCGGACCUGAAGGAAGAUGUUGUGAGCACCUUACCAGAAGACCUAGUGGAGUACGUUGAGUCUCUCAUCCCCAGUCGGUACGUCACAGUCUGCAGCCACUCUCCUACCGUCGAGCAGCUCCAGGACUGUCAGAGGACGGUCUGCUACCUGGAUGACGAAGAUAGAGAAUGGAAGGUGCUGAGUCACCUACCCCUAAACACAAGCACCACUAUGGCAGGUGUGACCAUGCUAGACAACAAGCUGUACAUUAUAGGAGGCGUCCACGACCUCAGCAAGAAAGUUGUGGACUCUGGCUUCUGCUACGACCCAGAGAGUGACUCCUGGUCCACUAUUUCCAGUCCCCAGCAGCCACGCUACAACUUUACGUUAGUGGGCCACGAAGGCUGCCUCUACGCCAUCGGUGGGGAGUUCGACCGGAAGUCCAUGGCGUUGGUGGAGAAGUACAGUGUCUCCACAGCCACCUGGCGCUUCGCCGCUAAUCUCCCCUGCAGAGCCGCCAACGUGGCCUCCACCAAAGCCAUGAGCCGCAUCUUCAUCUGCCUCUGGAAACCCAAGGGCGUUACGGAGAUCCACGAGUACGUCCCCGAGAGGGACCAAUGGGUCCUGGUCACCACACUAGUCCGUGACCAGAGCUAUGGCCACUGCAUGGUGGGUCACAGGGACAAUUUGUAUGUCAUGCGCAACGGGCCCUGCGAAGACUUCCUGAUGUGCGUGAUGGACUGCUACAACCUGACUACGGGUCAGUGGACAGCCUUGCCGGGGCAAUACGCAAACAGAAAAGGAGCCCUGUUCACAUCGGUAGUAAGAGGGGACUCAGUGUUCACACUCAACCGCAUGAGGACCACAGAGUUCGCCGUGGAGGAGCACAGAUGGAAAACCAAGAGAGAGACCAAGGGCUUCGGGCGAAUCGGCUCCAUGUACACAUUUCUCAUGAGACUGCCCAAGGCCAAGACUGUGGGAAACACUGAGGUGUUGACGGACGGGCUGGAGUUUGGGAAUCGGAUCGACCACAGACGCAGAGACUCUCUGCUACAAUGCUUUGACUGACUUCCUGUGAAUAAGUUUAGUCUUUUAAUAUCUCCUGACAAACCAACAACAGGACAAUGAACUAGAAUGCUUUGACUGACUUCUUGUGAAUAGGUUUAGUAUGUUACUUGGGCCACUUUUAGGAGGCAAACAUGGAACGUUGCAGAAAGAGAUGUCAUGAAUAUAGCUGACGAUUCCUUUUUUUACAUGUCAGAGAGGCAUGUUUGUUCUUCAUAGCAUAUUUCUAUCUGAAUAUUACACAACGUUGUGCCGUUCUGAAUGUAAUCUUGCGGGGUCUCUCUACAAAUCAACAAACGAGCUAAAGAUGUAAAUGUCAGAGACAACAGUAAUUUGUAAACAUUAAAGUUUGCUUCAUUCAUGACAAGUUGGAAACUCGGAACCUCUGAGUAAAAAUGUAUUAACAUAUUGGUUGAUUUGGAUACUUUCCAAGUGAGAAAUAUCAGUUCACUAGUUUCCACAUGUCAUGAGUGCAGCAUAUCUUCCAAGAAUAAUUAAAUAGCAUUUAAGAAACUCUAUAGUAAUAUUGUCUUCUAUAGUUCUUGAGAAAUGUGUUGCCUCAAGUAGCCUUCUGGGUAAUUUGACUCUGUAUCCAAAUGUAUUGUACUAUAAAGUGUACUAUAAUCAAGUGAUUCAUUACAUUGAGUUGACACAGCCCUAUCAGAAAGCCAAACACAUGUUCAGUAAUGUACAUAAAGACUGAAAUCCUUUCCUGUUUUUACAACAAACAAACCAUUUAUAACCCAGGCUCAGGUCCCCAAGGCAUUCGUUGCUAGAGAACAGGGUAAGAUAAGGCUGGCAGUUCACUCUGUACAAUAAAACAUUUCUGUAACGAGGGCAUGUUUGCUGCCGUCUCGGGACAGGUAUCCCUUGAAGGAGAGAUUUGUAUUCUCCAUGGGAUCACCUGUGUAAAUACAGGAUGAUUGGGGAAUUCAAAUGAAUAGAUUGUCUUUGGCAGAAGAUAUAUGAAAUAAUUGUCUUUUUAAUGAUCAAAUCAAACACUGUUCAAAUAAAGUGUUAAUGGG